Messenger RNA from Gekko japonicus, 1458 nucleotides. RefSeq names its product nuclear pore complex protein Nup54-like. NCBI's taxonomy places the organism in Eukaryota, Metazoa, Chordata, Lepidosauria, Squamata, Gekkonidae. The record is from RefSeq and is a predicted model, not a curated record. Gene Ontology annotation, cellular component: nuclear pore central transport channel; nuclear pore. The transcript is spliced from 3 exons. Gene Ontology annotation, molecular function: structural constituent of nuclear pore. Gene Ontology annotation, biological process: NLS-bearing protein import into nucleus; protein localization to nuclear inner membrane; nuclear pore organization.
AUGAGGGAUACACUUCUGGGUAGCAGUGUGUGUGAACAAGAUCUUAGGGUGGGAGCAGCCGCCAGCACUGCAACCACCACAAACCAUGUGGGAGCCUUUGGCAGGUUUGGGAUGACCACCACCGCCGGGCCGACAUUUAGCUUCUCUACCCCUGCCAACACAAGCGCCCCUGGGCUCUUCGGUGCUACUCAGAACAAAGGUUUUGGAUUCGGCACCGGCUUUGGGACUGCAGCAGGCACCGGGACUGGCCUUGGGACUGGUUUGGGAACCGGGUUGGGCUUUGGAGGCUUCAGCACCUAGCAGCAACAGCAGCAGCAGCCAACCCUCAGCAGCCUUUUCAGCCAGCCCACUCAAGCCCCCGCCCAGUCCAACCAGCUGAUCAACACAGCCAGUGCCUUGUCUGCCCCCACCCUCUUAGGAGAUGAGCGGGAUGCCAUUCUGACCAAGUGGAACCAGAUGCAGGCAUUUUGGGGCACGGGCAAAGGCUACUUCAAUAGCAACAGCGCCUCAGUGGAGUUCACACAGGAAAACCCGUUCUGCAGAUUUAAGGUCAUGGGCUACAGCUGCAUGCCCAGCAACAAGGACGAGGAUGGCUUGGUCACUCUGGUCUUCAACAAAAAGGAGGCAGAGAUCCGAAGCCAGCAGCAGCAGCUCAUGGAAUCAUUGCACAAAAUCCUGGGCUCCAACCAGAUGCUGACUGUCAAUGUCGAAGGUGUAAAGAUAAUGCCCGACGACCAGACCGAGGUUGUCAUCUAUGUGGUUGAGUGGUCACCAAACGGGACCUCGAGGCAAGUCCCAGCCACCACCCUGUACACUCACUUUGAACAAGCAAACAUCAAGACCCAGUUUCAGCAGCUUGGUGUGACCCUCACCCUGGCCAGGACUGAACUCUCCCCGGCCCAGGUCAAGCAACUGCUGCAGAAUCCUCCUGCAGGUGUCGAUCCUAUCAUCUGGGAACAGGCCAAAGUGGAUAAUCCAGAUCCUGAGAAGCUGAUUCCAGUGCCGAUGGUGGGCUUCAAAGAGCUCUUGAGAUGGCUGAAGGUCCAAGACCAGAUGACAAAACAGCAUCAGACCCAAUUAGACAUAAUAUCAGAAGACAUCAGUGAGUUGCAGAAAAACCAGAUGACUACGAUGGCCAAAAUAGCCCAGUACAAGAGGAAGCUGAUGGACCUUUCACACAGAACGUUGCAGGUUUUAAUCAAGCAAGAGAUCCAGAGGAAGAGUGGCUACACCAUCCAGGCCGAGGAGGAGCUGCUCCGCAUGCAGCUGGACACGAUUCAGUGUGAAUUCAACGCCCCCACACAGUUCAAGGGUCAACUGAACGAACAACAUCUGAAGCAACAACAAGAAGGUUUGAGUCACCUAAUCAGCAUCAUCAAGGAUGACCUGGAAGAUACAAAGCUGAUAGAACACAGAUUGAAUGAGAGCAUUCCUAUCAGAGGUGGGGUCUUCAGUUGA